Pseudonaja textilis is the source of this 411-nucleotide messenger RNA. The record is from RefSeq and is a predicted model, not a curated record. NCBI's taxonomy places the organism in Eukaryota, Metazoa, Chordata, Lepidosauria, Squamata, Elapidae.
UUUUCACAUCCCCGACGAUGAAUCCUGUUUACAGCGCCGUUCAGCCUGGGGCCCCCUACGGAAAUCCCAAGAACGUCGCCUACGCAGGCUAUCCUGCCGGAUACCCCACCGCAGCCCCCACCUACAACCUCCCCGUCGCAGGCACACUGCUGACGACCCCACAACACACUGCCCUGGGGGCGCAUCCCGUCUCAGUGCCGACGUACCGGGCGCAAGGGACCCCAACCUACAGCUAUAUCCCACCUCACUGGUAAUCCCAUCGGCCAGUCCAUAUCUGGAGUCGAGACAUCGGAUGCAACCCGGCGUGAUGAUGGGGCAGCUGCCCCCCAGCCUCUCCCCGCCACCCCCCAACAGGCGUUGCCAGCAAAAGCGAAGCCCAGAUUUUAAUGUUGAAUUUAAGUUUUUAUUUUU